Salarias fasciatus (jewelled blenny) is the source of this 4379-nucleotide messenger RNA. RefSeq names its product nuclear factor of activated T-cells, cytoplasmic 3-like. NCBI's taxonomy places the organism in Eukaryota, Metazoa, Chordata, Actinopteri, Blenniiformes, Blenniidae. Gene Ontology annotation, biological process: cytokine production; regulation of transcription by RNA polymerase II; calcineurin-NFAT signaling cascade. Gene Ontology annotation, cellular component: transcription regulator complex. Bases 293 to 2896 code for a protein of 867 amino acids. Gene Ontology annotation, molecular function: DNA-binding transcription factor activity, RNA polymerase II-specific; RNA polymerase II cis-regulatory region sequence-specific DNA binding; transcription factor binding. The record is from RefSeq and is a predicted model, not a curated record. The transcript has 10 exons.
GAUCAGCCGGAGCAGAGUGAAAGUGUCGAAGUGCGCGCGCGGCGGAUUUCCUCCAAAUGUCGCUUUAACCCCGAAAACCUCCCGAAUCGGCUCCACUCGGCGGGACUCCGGAGCUCCGCUGGAAGCCUCCGGCUCGGAACCGGCGGCCGCGCGGUCGGUGCUUGACUUUGAGCCGGAGUUGCGUUGUUUGGACCCGGAUGGCAGGCAGCCCGCGGUAGGGUCGGAUCCCCGGAGGGAGACGCUGAUCCCGGGAGCAGGGUCAGCCGCGGCCCCGGCCGGCCGCAGCGGCUCCAUGUCCGCGCUCCAGUGCCCGGAGGAGCUGGACUUCAGGCUGGUCUUCGAGGAGGACGGCGGGCUCGCCGCAGGUCUGGGUUUCGAUGGGCGGGCCCCGCCCCCCUCCGCCCUCGCCGUGGCCGGACCCCCCCUGAGCCGGGAGCCGCCGGGCCCCCCUCUGUGUUUCUCCGCCGCCGCCGCCGGCCUGAACGCCGGGUUCCAGCCCGGGGGCGGCCGCAGGGCGUUCCACUGCCCCAGCAUCCAGAUCACCUCCAUCGCCCCCAGCCACCACCCGGAGGCCGCGGGCCAGCCGGAGGUCCCGGCGGCGGGGGGCGCGGAGGGCGGGUACCCCGAGGCGUCCUGGUCCAGGGACCAGCUGUACCUGCCUCUGGACGCCUGCUACCGCGACCCGGCGGCGGCGGCGGCGGCGCUGUGCCCGAGCCCCUGCAGCAGCCUGUCCUCCAGGAGCUGGAUGUCCGACCUGUCCUCCUGCGAGUCCUUCUCCCCGGCGUGCGACGACGUGGAGGGCGAGCUGCGCAGCGCCGCCCGCCUGGCCCUGGGCUCGCCGCUGGGCUCGCCGCUGGGCUCGCCGGGCUGCGGGGGCGGGGCCUUCGGGGUGGAGCUGUGGCAGCAGCAGUACCAGCACCCCGCGGCGUACAGCCCCGCCCUGUCGCCCUACCAGUCGCCCCGCCAGUCGCCCUGCCACUCCCCCCGCACCAGCGUCACCGAGGACAGCUGGCUGAACCCACGGCCCGCCUCCAGGCCGUCGUCCAGACCCACGUCCCCCUGCGGGAAGAGACGCCACGCCGGCGCCGACCCCCAGGGCCGCUCCGCCUCGCCGUCCCCCAGCCCCACCCCCGGCGCCUCGCCGCGGGGCAGCGUGACGGACGACACCUGGGCGGGCGGGCCGCUCCCGCCGGCCGGGCUCCUGGAGCCGGACGUCCCCUCCAAGACCCGCAGGACGGCGGGGAGCCAGGGGGAGCCCGGCGCCGACCCCUUCCCGGACUCCCCGGCGGAGGAGGGGCGGGACCGGGACCGGGACCGGGACCGGGACCGGGACCGGGACGGCCCGGCCGAGCUCUUCCUGCAGGUUCCGUCGCACUUCAGCUGGAGCCGGCCCAAGCCCGGGAACCCGCCGCUGUUCAGCGCCUCGGCGCCGCCGCCCCUGGACUGGCCCCUCCCCGGCCGCUGCGAGCAGUGCGAGCUGAAGCUGGAGGUGCAGCCCAGGCCGUACCACCGGGCGCACUACGAGACGGAGGGCAGCCGCGGCGCCAUCAAGGCGGCGGGCGGCGGCCACCCCGUCGUCACGCUCAGCGGAUUCAGCGAGCGGCCGCUCAGCAUGCUGCUCUUCAUCGGCACGGCGGACGACCGCUACCUCCGUCCUCAUUCCUUCUACCAGGUCCACCGAGUCACGGGGAAGACGGUCACCACGGCGUGCCAGGAGAAGAUCCUGGGCUGCACCAAAGUGCUGGAGGUGGCCCUGCUGCCGGAGAACAACAUGUCCAGCAGCAUCGACUGCGCCGGCAUCCUGAAGCUGCGUAACGCCGACAUCGAGCUGAAGAAGGGCGAGACGGACGUGGGGAGGAAGAACACCAGGGUGCGGGUGGUGUUCCGGACCGCCGUCCCCCAGCCGGACGGCCGCAUGCUGUGGCUGCAGACCGCCUCGGUCCCCGUGGAGUGCUCCCAGCGCUCGGGACAGGACCUGCCUCAGCUGGACGGCUUCAGCCCGUCCUGCGGCUCGGUGGAUGGAGGGGAGGAGCUCCUCAUCACCGGCUCCAACAUCUCGGCUCAGUCCAGGGUGGUGUUCAUGGAGAAGGGAGCAGAUGGAGGAGCGCUGUGGGAAGUGGAGGCCCGGGUUCUGUCAGCCAAAUGCAGCAGGUCCAGCAUCGUGGUUGAGACUCCUCCCUACAGUCAGACCGCCACCUGCCCGGUCCAGGUCCAUUUCUACGUCUCCAACGGUAAAAGGCGGAGAAGCGUCCCGCAGAGCUUCACCUACCUGCCCGGAGUCGGGCGCGGGCCCCCCCGGCCCCCCCCGGAGGCCCGGGUCAAACAGGAGCCCUGGGAGCAGAGCCACGUCUCCCACGAGCCACCUGGGUUCAGUGCUCCACCCCUCUACCCAGACUACGACUCCCGCCACCUCCAGGGUGUUCCCCCGUCCCAGAGCGCCCCCCGUCUUCACCAUCCCCCCCCUUCGUAUCCCCCCCCGCAGACCACCGCCCUGUUCCCCCACAGCUCCUCCCUGCCUGCUCACAUCUCCUCCAUCUCCACCCAGACUCUGAUCCCACUGCAGACCUCCAUCCCUCAGACCUCGGUCCUGCCCCCUCAGACCUCGGUCCUGCCCCCUCAGACCUCGGUCCUGCCCCCUCAGACCUCCAUCCUGCCCCCUGUAGCCUGUGCGGACCCCCAGCGGGGCUCAGAGGAGACCCUGAGCAUCAAGCAGGAGCCGCUGGAGCAGCCGGUCCUGGAAUCUCUGGGCCUGCAGGGCAUCACCUUGGACGAUGUGAACGAGAUAAUCGACCGAGACAUCGGCAUUCGGAGCGGCCGAGAUGAGCCGGAUCGGUACCAGUACUGGGACCCCCGGUCCGGCGAGGCGGCGCUGCCCUUCUGUGGGGGGCCUCAGUAGCUUUAACCCCGCCCCCCCAGGGACUCCUCCCACUGUGUCUGAUUUGAAUGGCCGUACUCCUCAAGUGCCUGAAAGCCGACGGCAGCCUCGGGGGGCUUCUCUGGUCACGGUACCUCCUCCACACCUCCGCCUCCCCGUCUCAGGAACCCCCACACCCCUUUUUCACCAAGAACAGCCAGGUGCUAGUUCCACUGAAGAACUGCGUUUCCGUCGAGAGCCACGUCCCUGCUUCACCGUGGUUCCGUUCAGUCCAGCUUCAUUCAUCCGUCGCCAGGCGCCGCAGCGGUGUCUGGGUCCAGAGAGAAACCGUCCGAAGCCGGUUACCAACCGCAUCGUGAAGGACCGGCAGUACGGAGCUCAACGCGCUCAUGAAGGGGUUGGUCCUGGCCGUGAGCUCCAGAGCCGUUUGGAUCAGACGCCUGCAGCCGCCAGACCCGGCUCACCUCCAGAGGCUGACGUGGUUCAUAAAUGGUUUGAUAUUUGGACAAAAACUGGAUCCUAAGUUGCUUUCUAGUUUCAGAUGGUGAACACUUUGUUCAUUUUCUGUAGUUUUAAGCUGGUGUAGCAGUUUAUGAUUUAGUUUUUUCACCAAGUUUGAGACAAUGUUGACAUCUUAGCAGUCUUAACCUUCUGACUGUUUUGUGAAGCACUUUUGCAUGUUUUUUUUUUUUGUUCCAAUUUCAGUUGUUUUCUUUGAGAAUUUCCAGUCAUUUGAGUUCUUGAAGCUGUUUUAGGAGUUUUUUUCUGGUUUAUUUGUGGUUAGAGUUAUUUUUCCUGUUUUAAUCCUCGUGCCUUUUUAGCUCAGAGAUAAGAGUCCUUUUAAAAAUGACAGCUCAGUUUAAAAUCACCUGAAUGCUUCAUGGAGCCACUUCAAAGGAGCCAAAGCAGCUCCAGAGCCGCAGGUUGGACACCCCUGGUUUAGAGAGUCAACACUGCAUCUGCUGUGUUUUGACCAGUGUCGUUGGUCGGGAUAACCUCAACCAGAGCCUGGACCCCUAACAGUAGACCUGGUGCUUAACCCCGCCCCCAGCCGGAGCCUCCAGCUCUGAACUGGACCUGGAACCAGCUUGGUGGAUAAGGAGUAGGGAGUGGAACCGUCCUGUAGCUCACCGACACACCAAAGACCCCCCCCCCCCCCCCAGCACCCGGAGGACCUGCAGAACACCUACAAGGGCUGUAAUUUGACUUCACGACAAUCAGAACAACAGUAACGACACUGUGGAGGCUGGAGUUUCACGAAAGACAAGCAGAAGUCUGUAUUUUGGCCAGUAAGUGAAGAAAGCUCUGCUUUUGAUACUGAGGAUCUGCUCUUCUGCCGUGGUGUGGAAAGCUCCGUCCCCCUUCGUCUGCUGUGCUGUGAAGCUUCAGACACUCAACUAUAGAAGUGUGUUGUUGUACGUUUGAAGUAAAGAGAAGGAGAGUGUGUGUCUUUGUCUUGAAUGAGUCUGUUGAGCAGUUGGUUCAGCUUCACAGAAUCCAUCCU